This is a messenger RNA of Pipistrellus kuhlii (Kuhl's pipistrelle), 5947 nucleotides long. RefSeq names its product tolloid like 2 (gene TLL2). The record is from RefSeq and is a predicted model, not a curated record. Gene Ontology annotation, biological process: proteolysis. The transcript has 21 exons. Gene Ontology annotation, molecular function: zinc ion binding; metalloendopeptidase activity; calcium ion binding. NCBI's taxonomy places the organism in Eukaryota, Metazoa, Chordata, Mammalia, Chiroptera, Vespertilionidae. Bases 561 to 3587 code for a protein of 1008 amino acids.
CACCUCUAGCCACUGCUGCGUGCCUCGGCCCAUGUGAGCACUGGGGAGUUGUAAAGUGAGUGAGCGAAUCCAACCCUGCGGGAAGUCCAGCCUCGGUCUCCAGGAGCCGCGUUCUCCUGUGGGAGCACCGGGGACCCAGGGUCCCUGCCUUCAGCAUCUUCCUCCGAAGUUGCGGAGGUGCCGGGAAGAGGAGGGGCUUCGCCUCGGGCGUCCGAGUGAUUGGCUGCCCGGGGCCCCUGGCGAGGGCCGUGUGGUCCAGCCCGGGCGGAGAGGGGCGGAGCGGCCACUGUUCCAACCACAGCCGCCAACGCCACCGCCACCGCCGCCGCCAGCCGCCGCAGCCCCGGCCGCUGGGCAAACACCUCCGGGCGGCGGCUUCCUCGGGUCCCCGACGCGGUCCGGGGCGCCGCGUCCCGCUCGCUCCGCGCAGAGCCAUGCUGGGCGCGCGCGCGUAAGCCCCGAGCCCGGCGGCCGCCGACCCGACCCCGCGGACCGGUCCUCGCCUCCGUCCAGCUUUGCGCGCACGCACCUCCCCCGGUCCCCGCCGGUCCCUCGCGACCAUGCCCGGGGCGACCGCUCUCGGGGCCCUCGGGCCGCUGCUGCUGCUGCUGCUGCUCGGGGGGCGCGCGGACGCGGCCCCGGACUCCUCGGCGCUGGAGGGCGCAGAGGGCGCGGAGCCGCAGCUGGAACCUUACCACGACCCGUGCAAAGCCGCUGUCUUUUGGGGAGACAUUGCCCUGGAUGAAGAAGACCUGAAGUUAUUUCAUAUUGACAAGACCCAAGACUGGAUCAAACAGUCAGUGGAGAGAACAGGACAUGGAACAGGUGGACGUGAAGACCAGUCAUUCGAGAGCUGGCCUAAUGCUACAGUCGCGAAUGCCAGCAGCGAGGAAGCUGGAAAGGAUGGCGAGGAGAAUGCCAUGUUUCUGCAGAGCCCUGGGACCUCGAGUGCCAGAGCUGAAACCUUCUCUUCCCGGGUCCGAAGAGCCACAACCUCCAGGACAGAGAGAAUAUGGCCCGGAGGGGUCAUCCCCUACGUCAUUGGAGGGAACUUCACAGGAAGCCAGAGGGCCAUUUUUAAGCAGGCUAUGAGACACUGGGAGAAGCACACUUGUGUGACCUUCAUAGAGAGGACGGAUGAAGAAAGCUUUAUUGUCUUCAGUUACAGAACUUGUGGCUGCUGCUCCUAUGUUGGGCGCCGAGGAGGAGGCCCACAAGCCAUAUCCAUUGGGAAAAACUGUGACAAGUUUGGCAUCGUGGCUCACGAGCUGGGCCACGUGGUUGGGUUCUGGCAUGAACACACCCGGCCAGACAGAGACCAGCACGUCACCAUCAUCAGAGAAAACAUCCAGCCAGGUCAGGAGUAUAAUUUCUUAAAAAUGGAAGCCGGGGAAGUGAGCUCUCUCGGAGAGACGUACGACUUUGACAGCAUCAUGCACUACGCCCGGAACACCUUCUCAAGAGGGGUUUUCUUAGACACCAUCCUCCCCCGCCGCGACGACAGCGGCGUCAGGCCAACCAUUGGCCAGCGCGUGCGGCUCAGCCAGGGAGACAUCGCUCAGGCCAGGAAGCUGUACAAGUGCCCAGCCUGUGGGGAGACUCUGCAGGACACCACGGGGAACUUCUCUGCACCUGGCUUUCCAAACGGCUACCCUUCUUAUUCCCACUGCGUCUGGAGGAUAUCGGUUACUCCAGGGGAAAAGAUCGUCUUAAACUUCACGUCCAUGGAUUUGUUUAAAAGCCGCCUGUGCUGGUACGAUUACGUGGAGGUCCGAGAUGGUUAUUGGAGGAAGGCCCCCCUGUUGGGCAGGUUUUGCGGCGAUAAAGCCCCAGAGCCCCUCGUCUCCACAGACAGCCGGCUCUGGGUGGAGUUCCGAAGCAGCAGCAACAUCCUGGGCAAGGGUUUCUUCGCGGUGUAUGAAGCUACGUGUGGGGGAGACAUUAACAAAGACGCCGGCCAGAUUCAGUCUCCUAACUACCCGGAUGACUACAGACCGUCCAAGGAAUGUGUCUGGAGGAUUACGGUGUCAGAGGGAUUUCACGUGGGGCUCACCUUCCAGGUGUUUGAGAUCGAAAGGCAUGACAGCUGUGCAUACGACUACCUGGAGAUUCGCGAUGGCCCCACGGAGGAGAGCACCCUGAUUGGCCACUUCUGUGGCUACGAGAAGCCGGAGGACGUGAAAUCAAGCUCCAACCAGAUGUGGAUGAAGUUUGUGUCCGAUGGCUCUAUCAAUAAAGCGGGCUUUGCAGCCAAUUUUUUCAAGGAGGUGGAUGAGUGCUCCUGGCCAGACCGGGGCGGGUGUGAGCAGCGCUGCGUCAACACGCUGGGCAGCUACAGGUGUGUGUGCGACCCUGGCUACGAGCUGGCGGUUGACAAGAAGGCAUGUGAAGUGGCCUGUGGCGGCUUCAUCACCAAGCUGAAUGGCACCAUCACCAGCCCUGGGUGGCCCAAGGACUACCCGACCAACAAAAACUGUGUCUGGCAGGUGGUGGCCCCCGCUCAGUACCAGAUCUCCCUCCAGUUUGAGGUGUUUGAACUGGAAGGCAAUGACGUCUGUAAGUACGACUUUGUGGAGGUGCGCAGCGGCCUGUCCCCCGACGCCAGGCUGCAUGGCAGGUUCUGCGGCUCCGAGACGCCCGAGGUCAUCACCUCGCAGAGCAACAACAUGCGCGUGGAGUUCAAGUCUGACAACACGGUCUCCAAACGUGGCUUCCGGGCCCACUUCUUCUCAGACAAGGACGAGUGCGCCAAGGACAACGGCUGGUGCCAGCACGAGUGCGUCAACACGUUCGGGAGCUACCUGUGCCGGUGCAGGAACGGCUACCGGCUGCACGAGAACGGACACGACUGCAAAGAAGCUGGCUGUGCGCACAGGAUCAGCAGUGCAGAGGGCACCCUGGCGAGCCCCAACUGGCCUGACAAGUACCCCAGCCGGCGGGAGUGCUCCUGGAACAUCUCCUCCACCGCGGGCCACCGGGUGAAGCUGACGUUCAGUGAGUUUGAGAUCGAGCAGCACCAGGAGUGUGCCUACGACCACCUGGAGGUGUACGACGGCCCCGACGCCCUGGCGCCCAUCGUCGGCCGGUUCUGCGGCAGCAGGACGCCCGACCCCGUGGUGGCCUCGGGCAGCAGCCUGUUCCUGCGGUUCUACUCGGACGCCUCUGUGCAGAGGAGGGGCUUCCAGGCGGAGCACAGCACCGAGUGCGGGGGCAGGCUGAAGGCCGAGGUGCAGACCAAAGAGCUCUAUUCCCACGCCCAGUUCGGGGACAACAACUACCCGAGUCAGGCCCGCUGCGACUGGGUGAUCGUGGCGGAGGACGGCUACGGCGUGGAGCUGGUGUUCCGCACCUUCGAGGUGGAGGAGGAGGCGGACUGUGGCUACGACUACAUGGAGGCCUACGACGGCUACGACAGCACGGCGCCCAGGCUCGGCCGCUUCUGUGGCUCUGGCCCAUUGGAAGAAAUCUACUCUGCAGGGGAUUCUCUGAUGAUUCGCUUCCACACGGAUGACACCAUCAACAAGAAAGGCUUCCAGGCCCGAUACACCAGCACCAAGUUCCAGGACGCCCUGCACAUGAAGAAAUAACAUCCAUGUUCUUGGAAGACAGCAACUGAGAAGGUUUUUUUUAAAAUAUUGUAAAAAUAGCACCUUGCGAAUCUUCCCUAAAAAAACAAUGUACAGUAUUUUUCUCAAACAAAACCUCAAAAUCUAGUCUUGGAGGUGUGUAGUUGAUGAAGUUUGGCCAACAAGGAAGAGGGAUGUUCCUUUGAUUCCGGUUGCAGCAUGAUCAGUUAUGGACUUUCAAAGAUUAAGGUUUGAAGCCACUAGUCAUUCAAGCUAUGCCUGUCAUUAUCCAUUCUCCUUGUCCCUUACUCCUAUGGGGCAAGAGGCCAGUCUUCGGGUUGGUCAUUCCUCCGUUUCUGGACAUGCUUCCGUAGGUGCCAGUAACCUGACCAUGUGCUGGAGACUCCGGCUGUCUUCCAUUGCACUGGGCAAUGAGGAUGAGAGCUUGGCCAAGGCUGGUUUGUCCCUCACAGCUUUGGGCAGAGACUCUACCAGAGACAGGUUAACCAGGAAACUCAAGCAUGUGGACAUCAGGACUGAAACAGGCGUCACAGUGAGCAGUACACAGAGGGAGCUCGAGUACUGAGCGUCAUGAUCACCAAGUUAGGAGUCCUCAAGCCUUUCUUCUGUGUCAUCAGCUCUCCCUGCUCCCUAGGUUUCCCCCUCAUCCCUCAUUGCAUCAGGGGACUAAGGCACCUGCUGUGAAUUCCAGCAUUACAUUGGUGUGUAAGGGUCCCCAGGUUGCUGAGAAGAAAACAUCCUGGCUCAUGUCGAUGCUCCUUGGCUCCUUGAGAAGACUCCACCUAUGCACUGUGGGAUUCCAUGGGCUCAGAACCUUUGCUCCUUCAGCUUUGGGGGUACCAUCUGUGGUCGACCUUGACUCCUUGACAACCAAUGCAAACUGUGUUUGCAAAGAUGUGCAAAGACAUCUUACAAGGGACCAGUUUAGGUCCCUCAUGGGUGAACACUGUUGAAAACUGGUUAAUCAUAAGUUAUGUAAGAAUCAACACUUUGUGGAACAAGUCAACCUGUGACUAGCUUUCUGUAACUGAUCAGGUUAAAGAGCGCAUUGGUGAUUUGGCUCAGACUAGUCAGUCUCCAAUCUCCAACUUGCAAUAGGAAUUCACCACACUUGGCACUUGUUCUAGAGAAGUGUGGAGGAUGUUGUUUACACAAUUUUAGAACCUCCAGGUAAACUUUAAACAGUGAGGUAGUUUUGAAUGGCAUUUCAUUAAGGCAUCUAUGGACAUUAUGAGCUAAAAGCUGUGGUAUGUAGCUUUAAAAGAGUAUUUAUGUUGGAAUAAUUUUAAAUAAUGUUUACAUAGCUGUACAUCCUGUCUGGUUGGUACUGAACACCGGACGGAGCACCAGUGUUUUCAGUGAGAGUGCAGACAGCUCCCAAGCACAGAAUUCCUUUGGGGGAGAACAACAUUAUUUUAAACAAAAGUGUUUGCAAAAGGUUAAAGGUUAUAUUUCUAAAAGAUCAAAGUAUGCCCCCAGAAGACUAUGUCUAAUUUGAAUGAUUGUUGGGAGUAAAAAAAAAAAAAAAAAAAAAAGAAAGAAAGAAAGAAAGAAAAGAAAAAAGAAAAAGAAAGAAUAAUACUAAAAAAAUGCAUGGAAAUAUUUUUCCUUAAAACAGAAAAAAAAAUCAAAGUAUUAUUAUGAAUAAUAAUAUAUGUCUGUAUAUAUGUGUGUCUGUAAAAGAUUAGCUGUCAGAGCCUUAAUCCCUGCAGUGAGACAAAUGCCGACCCGGGUCCAUAGCUUUCCUGAGCAGGCCCUCCUGACCGGCCUGCAUCUACGCGCUGUUUCCCCUUACCAAGCCCUCCCUCUGCCUCUCUGAGGCUGGAGGCUCAGCCUAUGUUCUCACGCCGUGAUGCAUCGCAGACCCUGCCCAGCCGAUCUUUGAUGCGGCAAAUGCAGCAGCUUGUCUUGUGGUUCAGGUCUCAUCUGCCUGUGAGGGUGGAUUCCAUCUCUCUGGCUUUUCUAUCCUCUGGGAUUUAUUUUGUCUCAGCUUCUCUGUCCAAGGUACAGCUGAAAUCGGGGUAUCUAAGUGGCUGUUAAGAGUCUUUCUCCAAGGUCAUGAAAAUUCUAUGGUUUCCAUCUGUAGAAGUGUAAAUAAGAGUAAUGAAUUCCCUGGAGAAGUGGGAGGGAGUCCGAAUCAGGCAGCUUUGCCUCAGUAUAUGUCCCCCCACACCCAUCCUCCCGUGGGAAACAAUAGGACUCAUUUUUAUCUCUGUAGUACGAGUAUUUUCAAAAGCACACGACUUCAACAAUUAUCAACCUGUGGCCAAUUAGAAACAAUGGGACGCUUAUGAAAACCUUUGCUGGGCCUUCUGGGAGUGACAUAUUCCCAGAAAAGACAAGCUCUGAUUCAGCGGGGA